Messenger RNA from Carya illinoinensis, 4788 nucleotides. RefSeq lists its product as uncharacterized. The record is from RefSeq and is a predicted model, not a curated record. Gene Ontology annotation, biological process: DNA repair; telomere maintenance. Lineage: Eukaryota; Viridiplantae; Streptophyta; Magnoliopsida; Fagales; Juglandaceae. Gene Ontology annotation, molecular function: DNA helicase activity. The coding region runs from base 1 to 4788 and encodes 1595 amino acids. The transcript is spliced from 10 exons.
AUGGCUCAUUUGUGUUCACUUCUAACUUGGUCUCGCAUAGCUGAUUCAGUUUUUGUUUCAGAAGAUCAAAGAAAACAACGGGCGGAGAAUAUCCCGUAUAAAGAUUUACCAAAAGAGAAAAAGGAUGAACUCCGUAGAAAACGGAGAGAAAUAUAUGCUAAAAAAAAGGCAUCUAGCAGCGAUUCCCUCCAAAUAAAAGAUUCAACUUCGUUUGAUGGUGAUCAACUGACUAUAUCAAUUGAUGAACGUUCAAAUGAUGAUGUCCAACAUAUAAACAUCAUUCAAGACUUUACUGUUCUACAAAAGGUGUCAAAGAGACAACGGAUUUUCCAUUCUGAUAUUGACAUCGGUGAACUGAUUUCAUCUCAUGAAGUAUGUGUUCCUCCUGGUGUAAAUCUCUGUGUGGUUAAUUCAGAGGCAACUUCAUCAUUAAACAAUGUGACAUAUCGUUCAAAUUGUCCGAGUCAUUCUAUGGAUUUUCUGACACGUAAAUCAGGAAAUACAUACAUAGAUGAAACAAUCGUCUCUAAUCAGUUUCUAAUUCAACAGGUGAGGGGCAUCGCCGCUCUGUUGGACUUAGGCAAUUAUUACAAGUCGUGCCAUCUGAAGCAUAUUCUUUGCCGUAUGUGCCUUGUUGCAGACAUUACCUAUGUUCGGACUUAUAAUAACAAGUUCGCGUUUACAUCCUUUGGAGUUAAAUUCGAUGAAGAUCUUUGCAGACGGAAUAAAAGAAUUUAUACAUUUCGAACUCAGGGACAGAUCUAUCACUAUAUCAAUGAUUUAAUCCCUUUAAAUGGUCGUCCUUCUUAUCUUCAAUUGUAUUUCUAUGAUACGGAGUAUGAAUUAGAAAAUCGCAUUUCUGAUUCAAACAGAAUGAAUCCAUCAAUUAUAGCUCAACUCAUUGAUAUUCUUCACAUCAAUCCAUAUUCUCUGUUCUUUUGGUCUCUUGGUGAUUUGUCAAAUUUGGAAAAUCAAGUAAAUCAUAUAAGAUCAGAUGUUGGUCUAGAUCAACGUGUAUUCAAUGUCCCGACAUCUUCACAAGUUGCAGCAAUAUGGGUUGAAAAUGAAGAUGCAGAUCAGCUAAGAGGACGAGACAUUUGUGUCUUUAGUCAUUCUGGUGGAAGUCAUAUAGUUCAAUAUUGUUUUGGCUGCUAUGAUCCACUUCAGUAUCCGUUGUUAUUUCCUCUUGGCGAUACUGGUUGGCACCAAGGCAUUCAAAGGGUCAAUAGAGGAAGCACAUUAACAAGUAACGAAACAACCCGAUCAAUAUCAGCAGAAGAAUUACUUAGAAGAGAACAUCGAGCAUUGAACAGAAAAAGGAAGGAUCCAAUUGUUUCGUGUCGUGAAUAUUAUUGCUACAAGUUACAAAUCAGAGAAAAUGUCAGAUCAAUUUUGUUACUGUCUGGUCGCCUAUUGCAACAAUUUGUUGUCGAUAUGUAUGUUAAGAUCGAGACGUUAAGAUUAGAUUAUUUCCAUAGCAAACAACAACAUAUUCGAUCUGAGUUAUAUCAAGGUAUUGUUGAUACCAUUACACUUGGGGAAACUGAUGCUUCUAAUGUUGGAAAACGGAUUAUUCUGCCUUCGUCAUUUAUUGGGGGUCCAAGAGAUAUGCGAAAAAGAUAUAUGGAAGCAAUGGCUUUAGUUCAGCGUUAUGGUAAACCAGACAUUUUUUUAACAAUGACGUGCAAUCCAAACUGGCAAGAAAUUUCAAAUGAAUUAUGCCUGCAUGAGGAGAGUCAAAAUCAGCCUGAUUUGGUUGCUCGGGUCUUUCGUGCAAAAUUAGAAGAAUUAAAGGAUCGAUUAUUCAAGCAGCAGAUAUUUGGAAAAGUCUCGGCAUAUGUUUAUGUUAUUGAGCACCAAAAAAGAGAGCUUCCACAUGCGCAUUUUUUAAUUAUAUUACAGAGGAAUUGGAAACUCUAUGCUCCUGAAUCUUUUGAUGAGAUUGUAUCGGCAGAAAUACCUGAUAAAAAUACAAAUUUGCACUUGCAUAAUGCUGUUAUCAAGCAUAUGAUGCAUGGACCAUGUGGAGUGUUGAAUCCAACAAAUGUUUGCAUGAAAAAAAAUAGUUGUUGCAAAAGCCAAUAUCCAAAAAGUUAUGCAUCAGGUACGACUGUUGGAAAUGAUUGCUUCCCAAUAUAUAAGCGUUCUGACAAUAGAAUAACUGUCAAACUGAGAGGCCAUAAUUUGGAUAACCAUUGGGUCGUUCCAUAUAAUCCAUAUUUGCUUGCAACAUUUGACUGUCACAUUAAUGUGGAGAUUUGUUCUACGAUAAAAGCAGUCAAAUAUCUUUAUAAGUACGUUUACAAAGGGCAUGAUCGUGUUGCUUUCAAUUUGGUUUCCGAACAAACCAAUCAACAAUUUGACGAAAUCCAACAAUUCCAAUCGGCCCGAUGGAUUGCUCCACCUGAAGCUAUGUGGAGAAUAUACGGCUUCAUUGUUAAUGAAAUGUACCCAUCAGUAUAUAGCUUACAUUUACAUGUUGAGGAUAAACACCAAGUAACUUUUCGAGCAAAUGAAGACUUAAUCAAUGUUCUCAACUCUGAUCGAUCUGCAAAAUCAAUGUUAACAGAAUUCUUUGCAUUAAACCAAGUAGAUGAAAAUGCCAGGACAUUGUUAUACAAAGAAUUUCCAGAAUUUUAUAUAUUGCUAAAUCAUGUAAGAGGACCUUUGUCGUUUGAAGAUCUUAGGACAGUUGAUGGUGUCGUGGCUCCAACAUUUCGUGAGGCAGCAACUAUGCAUGGUUUGCUACAAAGAGACAGUAGCUUACAAGAUUGUUUACAUAAAGCAUCUCUAUAUCAAAUGCCGUUCAGUUUGAGACGACUAUUUGCAACUAUUUUGGUUUAUUGUAAUCCAACCAAUCCGAGAGAGCUUUGGGAACGUUUUGAGCAAGAUAUGUCAGUUGAUUUUAGAUCGACUGAAGAUUCUAUGUCGAAUGUAAGAAUGCAAGUUUUGCGCUCAAUCUCUUUUACACUUGAAUCAAUGGGGAAAGACAUGAAUUCGUUCCAUCUUCUUGAUGACAACAUUUGUUUUGGUGAAGACCAACUCGAAUCUAGGGAAAUCCAUGAUGAAUUGGCUGUUGAAAUUCCAGAAGAAGAUAUUGUUGCAUCAGAAACCCUUAAUAGUAAACAACGACAUGUCUAUAAUUCAGUUUUGGGAAAGGUUUUUUCUAAUGAAGCUGCUACAUUCUUUGUCGAUGGCCCUGCUGGGACGGGGAAGACAUUCCUGUACAAGGCACUUCUUGCCGCAGUAAGAUCAAGAAAAUUAGUCGCACUUGCAACUGCUUCAUCUGGUGUUGCUGCAUCCAUCAUUCCUGGAGGUCGAACAGCACACUCGCGCUUUAAGAUUCCACUAGAUACUGAUGAACAUAGCAUAUGUUGUGUCAGUAAACAAAGUGCCAUCGCAAAGUUACUACGUGUGGUUUUACCUGUGGUUCGUAAAGGAACAAGACAAGAACAUGUUGACGCCAGUUUGGUUUCUUCUUACUUGUGGCCUACAUUGAUCAAGUUUCAUUUGACUGAAAAUAUGCGAGCAAGAUUGGAUCCAGUCUUUUCAGAAUAUGUGUUAGAAUUGGGCAACGAAAUGCCACCAAUCACAGUUGAUGAAACUAUAAAAAUUCUUGAUGGCAUGCUUGUUCCUUACGAAGAUGACUGUACUUCUUUGGAUUAUUUAAUAGAUGCUGUUUUCCAUGAUAUUCAUGAAUAUUCAAUAAAUAUUUCAGUUAUGAUGAAUCGGGCCAUAUUAACACCAAAUAACAGUUAUAUUGAUGAAAUAAAUGCAUUACUAAUUCAUAGAUUUCCUGAUGAGAUUAAGCGAUAUUAUAGAUUUGAUGAAGCAAUAGAUACAUCUGAACAGUCAAUUAUGGAAGAUUUUUUAAAUACUCUAACCCCAAAUGGACUUCCUCCUCAUGAAUUGUUACUGAAGAUAAACUGUCCUAUCAUGCUGCUUAGAAACAUUAAUCCUUCAGAAGGACUAUGCAACAGAACACGUCUAAUUUGUCGGGCUUUUGAUCAAAAUGUCAUUGAUGCAAAAAUCGCAGUUGGGCAUCACAGCGGAAAAAGGGUCUUUAUUCCAAGGAUCCCAUUCUUACCAAAUGUUGAUGAAAAUAGUGGCUUUCCAUUCAAACGAACUCAGUUUCCUAUCAGAUUAAGUUUUGCAAUGAUUAUAAAUAAGUCACAAGGGCAAACAUUGGAUUUUGUUGGAAUAUAUUUACUUCAACCUGUUUUCUCACAUGGUCAAUUAUAUGUGGCUUUAUCAAGGGCAAAGACUGCAUCUACAGGAAAUCAGCUGCAAGCUACAAUAUUUGAUAAGGAUAUUAACUCGCGACAAGAUACUUUGCACAUUUUCCAGUCAUAUUACAUUAGUAAUACAUAUGUGAAGCCAUUGGAUCCGAAGUAUAGAAUUGAAAUAUAUGAAUAUCAAUGGAUCUUGAAUGCUAAAACGAUAAUUGAGGAAGUUCCAAAGGAUGAAGGACAAUUGGAGCCACCAAAGUACCAACUCAUUCCAUUCAAUGAAUUAGAUGCUUACAAGAAUUCAAUUGCAGAAAUAGGAUUAUCUCUAUCAUCACGUCCGAAAAGUAAAUUUAUGAUCAAUCCUGUUAUUCCUGAGACAACUUCAUUACAAGAGUGGGCAGCGAUUAAUGAUUUAUUGUUCAAGAGUAUUAUUGCAAAAAACUUGACACACCCAUCUGCAUCUCUAUCUUCUGUUGGCAUUCGGGAAAUAAUUAAGAAUUGUGAUGUUGCUGAAUUCAUCAAAAGUUUGCAACCCAUGGCGGUAAAAUCCUAUUCUUAG